AACUCCCAGAAGGCCGCGCGGAGGCGGGGCGUGAGCCGCGGGGAACUUCCGGGCGCUGACGCCGGUGCGGCGCCAGGAAGAGGAGACGCGGGGCCGCGUGACUAUGACGAAAUUAGCGCAGUGGCUUUGGGGACUGGCUCUCCUGGGCUCCACCUGGGUGGCUCUGACCACUGGAGCCCUGGGCUUGGAGCUGCCUUCUGCCUUCCGGGAGGUCCUGUGGCCCCUGCCCGCCUACUUGCUGGUGUCCGCCGGCUGCUACGCCCUGGGCACUGUGGGUUAUCGCGUGGCCACGUUUCACGACUGCGAGGACGCCGCUCGAGAGCUGCAGAGCCAGAUCCAGGAGGCCAGAGCCGACUUAGCGCGCCGGGGGCUGCGCUUCUGACCCCCCCCCCCCCGCCCCCAUUAAAGAGCAGUUCAUUUUC
Molecule: messenger RNA, 422 nt
Organism: Lepus europaeus (European hare)
Lineage: Eukaryota; Metazoa; Chordata; Mammalia; Lagomorpha; Leporidae
Gene: DPM3
Product: dolichyl-phosphate mannosyltransferase subunit 3, regulatory
Exons: 2
Coding region: 104-382 (92 amino acids)
Biological process (GO): GPI anchor biosynthetic process
Cellular component (GO): dolichol-phosphate-mannose synthase complex; endoplasmic reticulum membrane
Source: RefSeq, a predicted model, not a curated record